AAUGCAGUCAUUCAUAAAACAUAUAUCAUAAAUUUGAAUAACGGUAAUUUAAAUCACCAAACAUAACCAGCACUGGAUAUAUAAUGAACGUAUAUUUGUUAACUCUCAUGUUGUGUUGUUUAAAAAUGUAUUACAGUACACUAGUGUUUGAUGGAGAGUUUACAGGUCGAGUUAUAAUAAACACAACCAACUCCGAAGGGUUUAUUGAUAGAUUUACAAAGAGACACGCUGGAUAUAUAUUUCAAAGGAGGUUCCAGAUAGGAAGACACGAGUACUUUGUAUUUGAAAUAAAUGAAACACAGCGCACACGUAAGAUCAGCAAGCAGACAGAAGACUCCGACAUUAAGAACUUAAAACUGGAUUUGGAGGUAGAUUUUGUUAAACAAGAAAAAAGAUUCAUUAGAGUGCCGAAGACAGCAGACACAGAAUGGUCUAAUCUGUGGCACUUGAAUGAUGCGGUAUCGCCUUCUAUGAAAGUCAACGAAGCUUGGAAUGCUGGAUUUACCGGAAAUGGAAUAAAAAUUGCUAUCCUUGACGACGGUUUACAGACCGAUCAUACUGAUUUAAACUCAAAUGUGGACACAGUUAACGAUUACGACUACCAAAGUACGGAUGAUGAUCCGACACCAGAUGUUGGAAGCAGUCAUGGUACAAAAGUGGCAGGUUUUAUAGCUGCAGAAAAGGAUAACAACGAAUGUACCGUUGGGAUAGCAUAUGAAUCUACUAUAAUAGGUGUUCGAAUUCUUGGUACUUACGGAUUGACAGACUCACAAGAAGCACAGGCACUCAACCAUCAUCUAAACGGUGGUGUAGAUAUUUAUUCAAACAGCUGGGGUCCUACAGAUGGCUAUGGAUUUUCUAGACCUGACACACUCAGUGAAAGCGCCCUUCAAGACGGAAUUACUAAUGGCAGAGGUGGCAAAGGCGUUAUUUAUACAUGGGCAGCAGGUAAUGGCGAAACAAGCGAUAACUGUAAUGGAGACGGAUAUGUAAAUAGCAUCUACACCAUUGGUGUAACAAGUGUAGAAGAAGGACAAAAUGCAUGGUACUCUGAAGUCUGCGCAGCUGCAUUAGUAGCGACUUACGGUGGAAGUAGCAACAAUCGAUAUUUAACUUCAACGACAACUUCCUCCGGAUGUACAAGUGAUGGUCUACAGGGUACAUCGUUUUCAACACCUAUCGCUUCUGGUAUCAUUGCGUUAGCCCUCCAAGCAAAUUCUGCGCUCACGUGGAGAGAUAUUCAGCAUAUGCUUGUUCUGACGUCAACUAGAAAUGGAUUUACAGAUUCGUAUUCUAGUUGGAAAACAAAUGGAGGGGGAAAAGAAUAUAGUCAAGUUCUUGGGUUUGGUUUGAUGGACGCUGAAGCAAUGGUAACUCAGGCUGCCAGUUGGACGAAAGUUCCGACACAACAAACAUGCACAACAUCAACGUUCACAGGAACCGGAUCAACGUCUGGUUCAUCCUACACAACAGACAUAAGAUCGAUCUCAACUUCCGAUUGUUCUUCAAUAGAUUAUUUAGAACAUGUGACAAUUGACAUAUCUUUCUCAUACACUCGAUACCGAGGUGUGACGGAAUUUUACCUGGUGUCACCUUCAGGAACAGAGAGCCAUUUAAUGCAUUAUAGAUAUGAUGACGCUAUUGCUUUUUCCUCAGCUGGUUCAUUAUCAUGGACAUUUAUGUCAGUUCAUUUUUGGAGAGAAACUCCAAUUGGACAAUGGACCUUAAAAUCUAAAUCGUACGGGGGCCUCUCAGUUGUAACUGUCGGUACUUGGUCGAUCACGUUUUACGGAACGUCCACAGAUCCUCUUCCUAAUAUAGACCAAUGUAUAUCAACACCAUGUCAGAACAACGGGACUUGUACUAAUAACGUCUAUUCCUAUAGUUGUCAGUGUCCUGAUGAUUAUUCAGGGACAAACUGUCAGACCAUUUCAACCGAUGAUGAUGGUACAAGUUCUACAAUAGUAGUUGCUGCAGUAGGUGGUACUAUUGGUGCAAUUGUGGUUGGUGUCAUUGUAGUUGCAGGUAUAAAGUCCAUUUCAGCUGGAGCAACAGUAGGCACUGCCGGUGGUGCAGUUGCAUAACAAUAGGAAAUGACGAUAUCUAAUAAACAACAAAAUACACCAUUAAAGUUGAAUCGGGGUUAUUCACUCGUGCAAUUUAUUUUAUUUUUUAUUUUUUUAUUUUUUUGGUGUACUUGUGCUAUUGUCAAUUUUUGAAUUAAUGUCUUUCAGUUUUGCUUAUGUUCUUUGUCUAUAGAGUAUCUAUCUGACAAUUAGUUUUCUGUGUGCACAUAGUUGUUUAUUUUUAUAUUGAUUAAGAUUAUAACAUAAUUUUGACUGCUGUA
Messenger RNA from Mytilus californianus (California mussel), 2347 nucleotides. RefSeq names its product proprotein convertase subtilisin/kexin type 6-like. The record is from RefSeq and is a predicted model, not a curated record. Gene Ontology annotation, molecular function: calcium ion binding; serine-type endopeptidase activity. Lineage: Eukaryota; Metazoa; Mollusca; Bivalvia; Mytilida; Mytilidae. The coding region runs from base 84 to 2084 and encodes 666 amino acids. Gene Ontology annotation, biological process: protein processing. The transcript is spliced from 15 exons. Gene Ontology annotation, cellular component: trans-Golgi network; Golgi membrane.